AUGAUGUAGUCGUCUGGCUGGAAAAGGCUACAAAAGGAACUAAUGGCUUUGCAAAAUGAUCCGCCCCCUGGAAUGAAGCUCAAUGAGAAAAGUGUCCAGAACACCAUCACACAGUGGAUUGUAGAUAUGGAAGGAGCCACGGGCACGCUCUACGAAGGAGAGAAAUUUCAGCUGCUUUUCAAAUUCAGUAGUCGGUAUCCUUUCGAUUCACCUCAGGUAAUGUUCACGGGAGAGAAUAUACCUGUACAUCCUCACGUUUAUAGCAACGGGCACAUCUGUCUCUCCAUACUAACAGAAGACUGGUCGCCAGCCCUCUCAGUGCAGUCAGUCUGUCUCAGCAUUAUCAGCAUGUUGUCCAGCUGCAAAGAGAAGAGACGGCCACCCGAUAACUCCUUUUACGUAAGAACAUGUAACAAAAACCCAAAGAAAACAAAAUGGUGGUAUCAUGAUGAUACGUGCUAAUAAACAUUGUAAUAGUUCCAGAAGAAAGAAGGCCUACUGAACCGCAUAAAGCACUUUUGAAUCAUACCACAGUCACUGAACUCUGACCUUUUUGACUGGAACAAUGGACACCAUGAUGCGCUGGAGAGACUGUUUGAACUGCAUUUCCCAGAGGGCAGUUGGGUGCAUGUUUUUAGCCGGUUGUAAUAUAUAAAAAAUAAAUAAAUAAAUUAAGACCAACAAUGGAUUGUUUUUGCAAAAAAGAAAAAAGUCACUAUGCAGCCAGCGAGGGGAAAAAUGGUUUCGUAGUGAGAUUAUUAUUGUUAUCGUUUUAAGAUGAUUCUUCUUUCCUUUUGUGUUUGUUUGGGUGCAUUUAAAAGGUUGUCAUUAUGUGCUGUGCAAUACAACGGUGGAUGCAUGGUUGGGCCCUAACAAAGAUAUCUGGAAGGGAUCUCAGCAUCUUAACCCCCAGAAAAUACUUCAGCUUUUU
Molecule: messenger RNA, 931 nt
Organism: Oncorhynchus mykiss (rainbow trout)
Lineage: Eukaryota; Metazoa; Chordata; Actinopteri; Salmoniformes; Salmonidae
Source: RefSeq, a predicted model, not a curated record